AUGAGCCGCAGCUCGCCGCGCGCGCCGCCCCCGGGCGCCCCCCGGCCGCCCCGCGCCCCGGCGCCCCGGCCCCCGCGCCCGGGCCGCCGCUGGCCCGCGUCCCCGCUCGGCAUGAAGGCGUUCCGCAGGAAGGCGCUGCUGCUGCUCGCCGGCUACGCGCUGCUGCUGCUGCUCACCGCGCUCAACCUCCUGGACCACAGGUGGCACCGCGAGGCCCCGCCGCGGCCCUGCGCCCCCGAGGGCCCCGCGCCCCGCCGCGCGCCCCCGCCGGCCGCACCGCCGCCCGCCCGCGUCCCCGGCCGCCCCGGCCCCGCCGCCGCCGCCGCCGCCCCGGCCCCCGCCGGAGCCGCAGCCGCCCCGGGGGGAAACGGCACGCGCGCGGGGCCCGGGCGGGCGCGGCGGCGGCUGGUGUACGUGCUCACCACGUGGCGCUCGGGCUCGUCCUUCUUCGGCGAGCUCUUCAACCAGCACCCCGACGUGUUCUUCCUGUACGAGCCCGUGUGGCACGUGUGGCAGAAGCUGUACCCGGGCGACGCGGUGUCGCUGCAGGGCGCGGCGCGCGACAUGCUGAGCGCCCUGUACCGCUGCGACCUCUCCGUGUUCCAGCUCUACGGCCCGGCGGGCGGCGGCGGCCGCAACCUCACCACGCUCGGCAUCUUCGGCGCCGCCACCAACAAGGUGGUGUGCUCGGCGCCGCUGUGCCCGGCCGGCUACCGCAAGGAGGUGGUGGCGCUGGUGGACGACCGCGUGUGCAAGAAGUGCCCGCCGCAGCGCCUGGCGCGCCUCGAGGCCGAGUGCCGCCGCUACCGCGCGCUCGCCAUCAAGGGCGUGCGCGUGUUCGACGUGGCCGUGCUGGCGCCGCUGCUGCGCGACCCCGCGCUCGACCUCAAGGUGGUGCACCUGGUGCGCGACCCGCGCGCCGUGGCCGCCUCGCGCAUCCGCUCGCGCCACGGCCUCAUCCGCGAGUCGCUGCAGGUGGUGCGCAGCCGCGACCCCGCCGCCGCCGACCGGCCGCGCCGCGAGCCCCCGCCCCACGCCGCCGCCGCCGCCGCCGCCGCGGGCCCCGCCGACUACCACGCGCUGGGCGCCAUGGAGGUCAUCUGCCACAGCAUGGCGGCCACGCUGCAGACGGCGCUGCGCCCGCCCGACUGGCUGCGCGGCCGCUACCUGGCCGUGCGCUACGAGGACCUGGUGGGCGACCCGGUGCGCACGCUGCGCCGCGUCUACGCCUUCGUGGGGCUGCCCGUCAGCGCCGCCAUGGAGCAGUUCGCGCUCAACAUGACCAGCGGGCCCGCCGCCGCCGCCAAGCCCUUCGUGGUGUCGGCGCGCAACGCCACGCAGGCCGCCAGCGCCUGGCGCUCGGCGCUCAGCUUCGCGCAGGUGCGCCAGGUCGAGGAGUUCUGCGCGCAGCCCAUGGCCGUGCUGGGCUACGAGCGCGCCCGCGGCCCCGAGGACGUGCGCGACCUCAGCAAGACGCUGCUGCGCAAGCCGCGCCUCUGAGCCGGGGCGCGCGCGCGUGCAUGCGUGCGUGCGUGCGUGCGUGU
Perognathus longimembris pacificus (Pacific pocket mouse) is the source of this 1544-nucleotide messenger RNA. RefSeq names its product carbohydrate sulfotransferase 2 (gene Chst2). The record is from RefSeq and is a predicted model, not a curated record. Gene Ontology annotation, biological process: sulfur compound metabolic process; N-acetylglucosamine metabolic process; carbohydrate metabolic process. NCBI's taxonomy places the organism in Eukaryota, Metazoa, Chordata, Mammalia, Rodentia, Heteromyidae. Gene Ontology annotation, cellular component: Golgi membrane. Gene Ontology annotation, molecular function: N-acetylglucosamine 6-O-sulfotransferase activity.